Oncorhynchus gorbuscha (pink salmon) is the source of this 3188-nucleotide messenger RNA. Its product is annotated as protein FAM78B-like. The transcript is spliced from 3 exons. Lineage: Eukaryota; Metazoa; Chordata; Actinopteri; Salmoniformes; Salmonidae. Bases 1046 to 1903 code for a protein of 285 amino acids. The record is from RefSeq and is a predicted model, not a curated record.
UGUUUUUUCAACGCAGGGGUCUGGUGUACGCCUCUUCCUCACUGGUUGUCGCUGUCUAUCCUCCCAGCAUCAGCACCUAGCCUAACUGAACAGCGACCGUCCUCGAAGAAAUGAUGCUCUACCAAGCGAGGGAGUUGGACGGAUAAUGGUUAAUCGGUCGACGGAGAAAGACAUGGAUGAUUCGUGUCACCAAAACAUUUAAGGGAUAAAUGAGCGGCUGGGUAUCACAGGAAGUCCCGGGCACGUUUGUGCAGCUCUGGCUGCUUUUUCUGACCAUUCAUAAUGCACCAUUCAUGAUGCGAGCUUCCCUCAUCCUUGAUCUCAAGAAUGGCAAGAAGAAAACAUUGAAAUAGCCUAGCGUUGUUGGCUCGACAGGGCACCGUAGCAUGCCACGCGCUGUUUCGUUGUUUCAUAUAGACUGUUAGGCUAUAACUAGCCUACUAUCAUCGGGUUUAGGAAAGAUAUGAGCCAAAGUCUUCUUGUUGUGCCGAACAAGACAAUAUUCUUUCAGGGCGCCGUACCAAAAGCAGGGCUAUGCAAGCCAUCCAAACAAAGGCACCCCAACACCCCCAUUGACUCACCAGCUGUCCCGUCGCCACUGACAUGACAACGCCGAGCCGAAAGAGCAGGAUCAAAGGGCACCGACCUGCAGCCGGACGCGUGGACUCGAAAAGGAAGGGGGCGACGGACUCGAAGCGAGGAAGCAGCAGCCCGAAGAAUGCCGAAUUGCAGUUUCUAGGGAUAAGCACCAAGGGCAGUGCGGCACUCAACAGUCAUAUCGGGGGAAGGUGGUGGGGGAGCUGUUCAGUGUACCUUCCCCCCACUCUUCGUUCUGCUCCUACCUUGUCCUUUACGUUCCAUUUUCCCGGCGCGAAAAAAUGCUUGAAAACAGCUGCAGUAUUGAUUUGAUUUCGAAUGUUGGUUCUGUGUUUAUAUUCAAAAUGAUUAACCUAUUUCGUUUUCUUAAGCCGUUUGACUGCAUCAGUGAUGGGCAAUUGAAAUAUUAAUCUUGAUUUACAAGCUCGCUGGAAUCCGAGAGGGACUGAUGUACAUACUGGUCAGGUAUCAUCUCCUCCCUCGGUCUCUUGUUCUGCUUACUCUGCUACUUGCCAGCACCAUGGGCUGUAUCCAGAGCAUCGCCUGCAAGCCGCGCAUUAGAAGGGAGAACAUUGUAGUCUACGAGGUAUCGGCCUCCAUUGACCAGUGCCCAACGGUGAUAGAGGAGAACUCGCCUAUAGUGCUGCGGUAUAAGACACCAUAUUUCCGGGCCUCAGCCGGGAUCGUAAUGCCUCCGGUGCCCCGCAAUGAAACCUGGGUAGUGGGUUGGAUCCAGGCUUGUACUCAAAUGGAGUUCUACAAUACUUAUGGGGACAUUGGCAUGUCCAGCUGGGAGUUACCGGAGCUCCGCGAGGGCCGGGUCAAGGCCAUCAGCGACUCGGAUGGGGUCAGCUACCCCUGGUACGGCAAUACCACCGAGACUGUCACCCUCACGGGCCCCACGUCCAAGCCGUCGCGCCUCACGGUCAGCAUGAACGACAACUUCUACCCCAGUGUGACCUGGGCCGUGCCCAUCAGCAACAGCAACACAGCCAUGCUGUCACACAUCACCCGAGACCAGAGCUUCAUCACCUGGCUGGUUGCCAUCAACUCUGUCACCAAGGAGCGCAUUGUGCUGCAGACGGUGCGGUGGCGGAUGCGGGUGGACAUCGCCGUGGACCCUGACAUGCCCCUUGGCUCCCGGGCCUCCCUAGUGGGCCGUCCUCACCAGGAGCAGCCCCACAUCCUCAACUAUCAGGAGCCAAUCCUCUCCAACGCCCUGGGACGACCCAAUGCCAACGACGCCCAAGUGCUGAUGUGGAGGCCCCGCAGAGGGGCGCCCCUAGUGGUCAUACCGCCCAAAUAAGGUCGAAAAGACUGAGAAAAAAGAGAUGUGAUUGGUUCACGGUAGUGAGGAAGUGUGGACCAUCGCAAAGCAGGGAAAUUAUGACUUAUCCUGCCAAGAUGUUAGCUCUUCACUCAUACCUACUACUGUCAGGGUUCAAUGGAUGAUAAGAAAUUGUGAAACAGUAUAGGUAUUUUCUCUGGACUGGACUGCAUUGGAAUUGGCACAGCGGAAAUUUACAGAGCUAGACUGGUUUUAGGUGCAGGCUCAAAACUGCAUCAGCGUUUGAUUAAGUUGGACUGUUUUUGGACGGCCACAGUCCUGAAUUAGAGUUGUAUCCAUUGGACAUAAAGGGACAGAGCUAUUGAAGUUUCAUUGAGGUGGACUGGACACAGAACUGCAUCCUACUGUAGAUCUUAUUGCAUGAGAAAGAAAACGGUCUAUGACUGGAAUAAGAAUACCAUUUUAUAUAAGCUCAUCACAUUAAGGAUAUUGAAUGGAACUUCUUACAUUGGCCAUGAAAUCCUGCAAGCUGGAAAAUCUCCUCAGUGCCAAUUAUUGAUAUAACAGCCUUUAACGCUCAUACAACAUUUUAAGAACACAUCGUUAGAUUUAAUUAUGAGUCAAAUCAUAUUAUAUAAAUCUUCUGUUAGUUUAAGAUGAACUCACAUCAAUCAGAUUGUAUUAAGAACACCGACUUGGCAUAAAGUUCUACAAAGAAAUGGGCUGGUUGUAGUCUUAUUGAAACACGCUAUGUUUAUCCAUUCAAAUAGAAACAUAGAACAUGGACGGGUUAAAGGUGUGGGUUUUCUCGUGUCAGUUGAGUAUCUACACGUACAAACAUGAAUGUCCAAGUCUAAGUCCAACCCUUGCCACUACCCAUAUUGCUUAUCUUUACAAUCCAUUCCGAUAUACUCAAAGUGUCUUGGGUGAGGGGAUAGGGGUUUAUUUGGGAUUGGGCCAUAGCCCCACAGUACACUAUUAAGGCAGUGGUCUGGGCUGGUAUUGGGUUUAUUCAGAGGUGUCCCUAUCAUAUUACACAAUGUCACAUGAUUCAUUCUCCAUCUAUGCUCCUCACCAGGUUCAGUCCACACCUUCCCAUCUGUCUGUCCAUCUAUUUCUCUCCCUCCCAUCACUCCAUCAUUCUCUCUCCUCUCCACAUGUCACAAUCCCUGAAUUUCUCUCCACUCCAAGACUAUGCAAACACAGAGGGACUGUUGAGUGAGAUAAAAAAGUACCAGUCAAAAGUUUGGACACACCUAAUCAUGCAAGGGUUUUUCUUUAUUUUUUACUAUUUUCUACAUUG